Messenger RNA from Galdieria sulphuraria, 583 nucleotides. RefSeq lists its product as uncharacterized. The transcript is spliced from 3 exons. Lineage: Eukaryota; Rhodophyta; Bangiophyceae; Galdieriales; Galdieriaceae. The record is from RefSeq and is a predicted model, not a curated record. Bases 130 to 396 code for a protein of 88 amino acids.
GUAAAUUGGACAAAUUGAUAAUGUUUUUCAAGAGUUUCCAGGCCGGCUAUACAGUUACUUUGGAUAUCGUUAAGUUGGUUUAUGACACUUUAGCCACUUCAAACCUAUCGAGGGUUUAAAGUUGUAAAAAUGAAAUUUCGGAAUCUAAACCUCUCUUUGAACAUAUUUCAAGCUUUGAAUUGUUUCUAUUGUAACAGUCCCACCUUUUCCUUUGAGACGUUGAGCUCCACUUGGCUUGUCUUUUUGGAUUGUCCAAUAUUGAAUACCUCUGUUACUUUUAUAUACUCCAUUCAAGAAAUAUCGUUGUUUAAACUCUGGCAAUGGAUUCCAAAUAACUCAAGAAUAUUUUUCGUGCAUAUCUGCAGUCAGAAUCUUGGUCCUUUAGGCUCUUGUUGAUAUCAGCCCUUGGGUUCACAUUUUCAAGAUAGUUUGUAGGAACCUUGACUAGAUUCUUAGUCGAAUCCUAUUCCUUUUAUUUUUGGCUCUUUAGUUAUGUCCGUUUUCAUUUAGGAAGAUACUCUUUUUAAAGAGACGAAUUGUAGGUUUGUGAUCAGAUUUGGAACAUAAAAGACAUUUCUCAGAA